This is a messenger RNA of Labrus mixtus (cuckoo wrasse), 1679 nucleotides long. It is a transcript of the gene hoxb6b, whose product is annotated as homeobox B6b. Gene Ontology annotation, cellular component: nucleus. Gene Ontology annotation, biological process: anterior/posterior pattern specification; regulation of transcription by RNA polymerase II. The transcript has 2 exons. Gene Ontology annotation, molecular function: RNA polymerase II cis-regulatory region sequence-specific DNA binding; DNA-binding transcription factor activity, RNA polymerase II-specific. Bases 366 to 1100 code for a protein of 244 amino acids. The record is from RefSeq and is a predicted model, not a curated record. Lineage: Eukaryota; Metazoa; Chordata; Actinopteri; Labriformes; Labridae.
GUGUGUGUGACAAAAAAGUUAUCAAACAAACAUCUUUUCUUUCUAAAUAUAUGUUUUAAUUUUUCGGUUCUAUAACGCAUGUCGUGCGUAAAAGCCCGGACAGGCUGGAGCGCUUCAUUUCGAUUCACCGGGGACCCCUGCGCGCAACAAGAGCCCCCCCAUGGGUGCAAUAGUGCAAACACAGGCUGCGGUGAUUGGCCAGAGGUUGAUCAGAUGGUACACUUCCCCUCUGUAUUCAGUGGCACCUCGCAGCCCCCCCUUUCAGCAAAAACCAAAUCUCGGAUAAAGUAAUGGCAAAACCACUUGGACUAUAAAAGACAACAAAUCAUAUUCCUCCGGAGUAUAUACACCCCGUUGUCCACCCAAUGAGUUCCUAUUUUGUUAACUCAACUUUUCCCGUGUCUCUACCGGGAGGACAGGACUCUCUCCUGGGUCAGAUACCGUUAUAUUCCUCGGGAUACACCGAUCCGUUAAGACACUACUCCAACGCGGCCACAUAUGGAGCCGCCAACAUGCAGGACAAGGUUUACCCCGCGUCCUACUACCAGCAGACGGGCGCAGCAGCCGCCGCGGCCAUCUACGGCCGGGCGAGCGGCGGAGCGCCCUGCGACUACAACCCGGUCGGGACUUUCUACAAGGACGCGGAGGGCUCCUGCGCUUUCUCGAGCCGCGAGGAGCAGCCGCUGUUUGUCACGCAGGAGCAUCAGCAGCGUAAAGCGGAGUGCGCGGAACAGGCGGUCAGCAUGAGCAGCAGCAGCAGCAGCAGCCUCGACGACAAGUCCUCCACCCUCAUCUACCCGUGGAUGCAGAGGAUGAACGCCUGCUCCGCCGGGCCGUUUGGCAACAGUGGGCGCAGGGGCCGACAGACCUACACCCGCUACCAGACUCUGGAGCUGGAGAAGGAGUUCCACUUUAACCGCUACCUGACCAGGAGGCGCCGGAUAGAGAUCUCUCACGCCCUGUGUCUGACCGAGAGACAGAUCAAAAUCUGGUUCCAGAACCGCAGGAUGAAGUGGAAAAAGGAGAACAAACUCCUGAAUCCCUCAAAGACAGCGGAGGAGGAGGAGGAGGAGCAGCAGCAGGCGGAGAAAAAGAGCUAAAAAGGACACUGAAGAAAGAGGAAAAGAGGGCACGUGUGUGUGCGUGUGUUUGUGUGCACACUCCUGAAAUAAAAUCAUUUCUUUGUAGAUAAAGUGCCAUGUUAGAGAUAGAGACUUUAUUUCAGUAUGUGCACGGUGAUAAUGUCUGCAUUAGGUUUUAAAAUCUGUCCUUGUGCUCGUGUGUUUAUUUAGGGGACUAUGCAAAAAAAAAAAGAAAAAAACCCGCCAAAAUGUAAAUAAUGUAAGUGUUUAGUUUUUGAAAAUGUUGUUACCUCAUCUACUGACUUUGUUUGAAUUGUUUUUUUGUCCCCUCAUGGCAUUAAAAAGAAACUCUCUGAUGUACAUCUUGUGCUGUAGUUGUUCUCGAAUAAUAUUGAAAAAAAACAAAAAAACAAAAAGAAUAAUAAUAUUAUUAGUGUAUAGGCUUUGUUGUUUACAGCUGUGCCAUCCACAUUUGUACAGAUGUUACAUGUUAUUUAUUGUUGUUCAUUCACCAUGUGUUCAAUGCACAUCUGGAUAUUGUGUGCAAUAUUUUGUUUAGAAAAAUUGUACAUAGAAAUAAAGGCUUUUUGAUGUAUA